Molecule: messenger RNA, 6165 nt
Organism: Lymnaea stagnalis (great pond snail)
Lineage: Eukaryota; Metazoa; Mollusca; Gastropoda; Lymnaeidae
Source: the annotation of a GenBank genome assembly
GAUUGAUAAAAAUAGCAUUUAUGUUUAGGAAGGUAGGGGAAUGAAAAAAAAGGGGGGGGGGACUUGACAAGACCUGGUCAAGUAAAUUUCAGUGGAAUUAGUUUAAUGUGUUAAAUCACUAACUCUCUGUGUAAAGCCUUGGUCAAAACCUCUCUGUGUAGAGCCUAAAAUUCAAAUCCUAAUGUGUAGAGACCUCGUCGACAUUUCAGUGUGUUUGUGUGUAGAGCAUUAGUCGAAAGGAGAAAAAUAGUUGAGUACAUGUGUGAUGAUUCAUCAGGGAACAUUCCAAUUGGUUCAACAGAGUUUGUAUCAUUUUUAGAUCUCUCGCUUAAGUUUACCCUGGUACUUAAUGUUAGAACGUAAUUAAGAAAGCAGACUAUAUGGAAGCUUGUUUUGAAGUUGUUGUGUCUUUUUUUCUAAAAUAGAAAUCCACAACCUCAUUAAAUUUGAAUUAUAUAUUAUAUACAUGUAUAUGUAUGUAUAUAUUUUUUAAUCUAUCGAAAUAACGGGGCUGGGGUAUGGCGAGGUAACUAAAUUAAGUGGGCAGUAAUUACGUAGCAUUGUAAGAUCGGAAUGUUUAAAAUAUCAGAUACUUAAAAUGUAUUGAAUUCAAUUUUAUUUUUUAAUAAGUCAUUUGUCCAGUCAAUGGUUCAGGCAUUGGUCCAGUCAUUGGUCCAGUUAUUUGUCCAGGCAUUAGUCCAGGCAUUGGUCUUGUCAUUGACCCAGUCAAGGGUCCAGGCAUUAGUCCAGGCAUUGGCCCACUCCAUAUAUCAGAUCAGAAAUCGAUAUAUUUCUGAGCUCUCACCUCAGUGGUACAAGUGCUUGAUGGUACAAUCCCGGACGUGGCGCACCAUGUACCGGUGGGCAGAAGUAACAAUGUAACCCAGGGAGAAGUCGUUGGGAGCCUCUUUCUGUGUAUGUUUCACCUUGAUUUUGAUUCGAUUCGGUCUGUCAGCUCCACUUGUUCCUUUUACCAUUGAUGAAUACCAUUUUAUGAUGGGGUUAUUUUUCAGAACUGAAUCUCAAACGCUUGAGUCUACACGAUGACGUGCCGCCUGAACUUCCGGUUCGCCAUUUCAGUGUUGACGACGGAGAGGACCUGCCCCCUCCCAUCCCUGAAAGGAAAGGCUCCUUGGAAAUGAUCAUAGAUGAAGGCAUGUCAUGGCAAAUUUUCACGCUAUAUUAUAUGUAUAACACGUUGUCAAAGUAACCUUCACCCUUUAACAGAAACUAAUACACGUUUACAUUCGCUCAUUAAAACGACAUGUGUUCAUACUGUGUAUACAGAAGGUAAUCACCAAUCAUGGCUUAUUUUGAUACCGUGCACUAUUUUCAAUUCUUAGACUUCCAAGGACGAUUCAGCUUCCGGCCGAUCUCGACCGUUCCACUUCCGGAACCUUUGAGUGGAAUUAAGAAAACGUAUCCAAGCCAAGCGCCCCGGAGAAAUGGUGGGUGAAUUUUAUCGCUUUAAAAGUAAAUCCUUUAAGUUAAACUUUAACACAUACUUACUUACAACGUUUAAAGAGGUUUAGUUCAGCUAUAAAACAAUGUUUUGACGCUUGACAUGCCAAUCGAAUAGUUUCAUAAGAUCAAAAACUGGAUAAUCAGGGUUGGCCGCGACAUGUCGGGAAUAGAAAACUAGACUUUUGGGUCUGGUGUGAGGAGGAGCUGAGGUUGUCACGGUGAGGUUUAGAUGCAUGCAUGUCAGUAAGGUUUGUAGGAGCUGAUGUUGUCACUGUGAGGUUUAGACGUCUGCAUGUCAGUAAGGUUUGACGGAGCUGAGGUUAUCACUGUGACAUGGUGUUCCCCCCCCCCCCCCUGCACCCAUUGAUUUUUAACUAGAUCAAAGAUAAUCAGUAUUGGUUGUAAAUGAAAUGACGUCAUCAAGGCGAUCAGAAAGAUAUAAAAUUAAACUCUAGAAUUUCAGAUAACAGCGAUUAAAAAAUGAAAAGAAAAAGCUUUUUAUUAAAAUAUUGAAGCCUACUAGUUAGAACUGCACUUUUCCGUUCUUCAAAGGUGCCAAAUUAUCGUCAAUCACUUCAUUAAUAUCAACAUUUGCCAUCUCAUCCCUUUCAAACGACAAAAUUGCAGGACCAGACUACCUGGAUUGUUUCACGGUAGAUCGCUAAUAUUUCUUUAAAUAAGUUUCAGUUUAUAAAAGUUGAAAGGUCCUCUCAUACGAGGCGAAAAACACACAGAUCGUGCAUUAUGACGCCACAAACACACAGAUCGUGCAUUAUGACGCCACAAACACACAGAUCGUGCAUUAUGAGGGCACAAACACACAGAUCGUGCUUUAUGACGCCACAAACACACAGAUCGUGCUUGAUGACGCCAUAAACACACAGAUCGUGCAUUAUGACGCCACAAACACACAGAUCGUGCAUUUUGAGGCCACAAACACACAGAUCGUGCAUUAUGACGUCACAAACACACAGAUCAUGCGUUAUGACGCCACAGACACACAUAUCGUGCAUUAUGAGGCUACAGACACACAGAUCGUGCAUUAUGACGCUACAGACACACCGAUCGUACAUUAUGACGCCACAGACACAGAGAUCGUGCAUUAUGAGGCUACAGACACACAUAUCGUGCAUUAUGAGGCUACAGACACACAGAUCGUGCAUUAUGACGCUACAGACACACCGAUCGUGCAUUAUGACGCCACAGACACAGAGAUCGUGCAUUAUGAGGCUACAAACACACAGGUCGUGCAUUAUGACGCCACAAACACACAUAUCGUGCAUUAUGACGCCACAAACACCAGAUGGUGCAUUAUGACGCCACAAACACACAGAUCGUGCAUUAUGACGCCACAAACACAUAGAUCGUGUAUUAUGAGAGGAACUGGGGAAACUCAAGGAUGCCACAUUCUGAUAUGAAUGUCAAAUCUUCAAAUUCCGUAUUGACACAUGUUUUGUGUUUAAGGCGAGAUUAAUAUAUGCUGCCCUCAGUGCGUUUGCAGCAACUCAUCAUAUAAAGUGGUCAACUAGAGAUGGACACCAGUAGCUCUUCUUCAGUCGCCAAUAGUAGACGCUUACCUUUAAGCGCAUCAAACAUGGGAUGCAUGGUACUUCCGUCAUGGCUCUUGAUCUAUUUUAGAUUUCUCAUUGCAAAAGUCUCUUAAUUGCGUUCUUGCCCUUAUGGUGUUCAUGUCAACCAGACUUUCCCAGGAACCUUUUACAAGUCAGUCUGCUCUGGUUGCACUCUGCUCUGAUGAAACUAUGUUCGAUAGACAAUCUGCUCUGGCGACACCCUGGUCUGGUGGGACACUGCUCUGGUGACACCCUGGUCUGGUGGGACACUGCUCUGGUGACACCCUGGUCUGGUGGGACACUGUUCUGGUGACACCCUGGUCUGGUGGGACACUGCUCUGGUGACACCCUGGUCUGGUGGGACACUGCUCUGGUGACACCCUGGUCUGGUGGGACACUGCUCUGGUGACACCCUGGUCUGGUGGGACACUGCUCUGGUGACACCCUGGUCUGGUGGGACACUGCUCUGGUGACACCCUGGUCUGGUGGGACACUGCUCUGGUGACACCCUGGUCUGGUGGGACACUGCUCUGGUGACACCCUGGUCUGGUUGGACACUGCUCUGGUGAUGCCUUUGUCUGGCGAUACCCUGUUAUGGGGGGGGGGGGCGCUGCUCAUCUAGUAACAACCUCUUGUGAUGGAAACCUGCUCUGUUGACACUCCUUUGUAAUGGCUACCUGCUCUAGUAGCAUUUUGUUCUUGUAUUUCAAUUUAACUGAGUUCUCUUAUGAAAACGGCUCAACAGUCCUAUUUAGACACUUUCCUUCGAUGUAAUCCACCUGAGGCGUCUGCGUAUAAUAGAGAACGGUUGGAAGACCUGCAUUUCUCAAGUUUUUUGUGUGGGAGAGGAAAUGAUGUUGUCAAUACGUGUGUGACGUGGUGAGGCAAUGGUGGCUGAAGUUGUCACUGUGUAGCGAGUUGGGUUCUAGAGUACAGCUGAAAGUGUCACAACAAAUCUCGCUUAGAAUCUCACGUCCACGCCUACCAUUGAGAGCAAAGGGAAGAUACUCUCUAACGUUUUAGGUCUGUAGAUUACACAGUUAUUUCUUCCUUUCAGAAAAGAUUUGACAAUUUUCCGGAUUGAUUGCUACAGUUUGUUAUUCAAAUACUUAAUCCAAAGAACUAAAAGAAGCUUACAUUCCUUAACUGGACAGAUUACAUUCCAUAACUGGACAGAUUAAAUUCCAUAACUGGACAGAUUACAUUCCAUAACUGGGCAGAUUGCAUUUGACCAGUGACACCCCAUUCACAGCUCGUUACAUAUCGCAGCAAUCUAUAUUUAUAAUUCCAUUUAAAACCUAAACCUCAUUUUUUCCCCCCUUUCAGCAAUACAAAGACCACCAUCCCAACCACCGCCUCCCCCACCUCCACCAGCAGAUGAAUUGACUACAGCCUCUCAGUCGUCUGCCACGUUUAACCUCUCCUCCUCCUCACGCUGGAGUUCGCAGUAUGAGUUUGACGACGAUCUGGAGGAAGACUUCCCCCUUCCGCCCCCACCACCAACAGUUUCCGGCACCCAAGACACCUCGAUUAAACCAACGGAUGAUCGAAAAUCAGCCCCAACGACCCAUGUCUCGACUUUACCACCGCCACCUACACGGCCACCACCGCCUGCCCCACAGACCAAAAAACCGCAGACCUCAUUAUCAACGUUCCCAUCUUCGCCUUCGUUACUUCUGGCGCCCAACACGGUACAGCCUUCUGAUUCUCCCAAACUUCAGGCCGCCAGCACGGUACAGACUACUAGUUCUUCCAAAUUCACCAAAAACACAACAAGGUCAAAGAAGCCAAACCCCCCAGCUUUAAAAAGCGCCAAGUCAGAACCGAACCUCGUCUCGCCGCAUCUGGCCCCGGGAACGACGUCUCCACCGCCACCGCCGAUUCCCGUUCGCCCCCCUCUGCUGUGUGCCGCCAAACCGCAGCCAACCAACGGUCUUCAUGAGAUCGGUGUCCCGCCCGUGGUUCCCCCAAACAAGUCUCAACAUCACCCCAAGCUGCCUUUGAAACCGAUCCACCAGGCUGCUUCCGUAAAUUCCAAAGAGAAACCAGAAUCGGGCGAUAGCUCAACCAAGCAGAAUGGCGUCAUCAAGAACGCUGACUCGAAAUCGUCACAGCAAUCUUCCGAGGAGCAGACUUCGCAUUCACCGCAGAAAUCUCCGCUUCCACCGCGCCAGGGACGACCGUCACCAGAUGCGAGUCAAUUUCCCAACAGGAACCGCCCUCUGCCCUCCCUCCCCAAGCCGGUGUUUGACAAGAAAAGUAUGCACGUGAAGAAAUGGGCGGGGCCCGAGGUGUACGAUCCGAGGGAAGAAGAUGGCGACUUGUAUGACGUCAUGGACAGUACAAACAUGUAAACACGUCAUAGACAGUUCAAACGUGUCAACACAGUUCACUGGUACUCACAGGACUCGUGUCUCAGCCGAUAGAAUCUUGACUGUCAGAGGUGUUUCCAUAAAAAAAAAGUGGCGGGGCAAAAAGGGGAGGGGGGACAUAAUAGGUGAAUUUGCAGUGGGCACAUACAAAACUAACAACUUGACAAUAAAUUCGAAUCACAUUUAAAAGAAAUGUGAGGUAUAUACCUGAGUUUGUCCCAGCAGUUAUGACCCAAUUCGAAUCUGACCUCGAGAUUGUCAGCCUGACUUAGGUAGACGUAGCUAAUUCAAACCUGUUUACCCCUACGCUUUCGCCGUAGUAACUGCGUAGUGUUUCAGACUGACUAUGGCACUACCACGAGCCUUAAAGAAAUACGUUACCGGUUUUUUACGUUUGUUUGGGUUAAUUUUAUUAUUUAAAAAAAAAAAAAAAAAUUGAGAUGUUUCCAGGAAAAACUGACCGUAUUCUUUGUGUCAACACCGUAAGCAAUUAAAUCAGAAUAAGAGUGAUUGGACUUUGCGGUCUCGAUCUCAUGGAACCGACCAGAAAUUUUUUUUCUUUUUCUUAGAAAAUGAAUUGUUAAAACCGGUCCUUAACUGCCGAUGUGUCAUCUAUUUUUAGUCCCUAGUGUUGCUUAUCGCUUGAAUUUGGUCUCAAUGGCUAAGCAGUUUAAUUGCGCAUGUGCUUUCAAAGUUUCAGAUGUUUUCGUAUUUAAACAAAAAUCGUACCGUAAUGCUUUGGAAAUUUUUUUCUGCCU